Hydractinia symbiolongicarpus is the source of this 822-nucleotide messenger RNA. Its product is annotated as proteinase-activated receptor 1-like. Gene Ontology annotation, cellular component: membrane. The transcript has a single exon. Gene Ontology annotation, molecular function: G protein-coupled receptor activity. The coding region runs from base 1 to 822 and encodes 273 amino acids. Gene Ontology annotation, biological process: G protein-coupled receptor signaling pathway. Lineage: Eukaryota; Metazoa; Cnidaria; Hydrozoa; Anthoathecata; Hydractiniidae. The record is from RefSeq and is a predicted model, not a curated record.
AUGGCUGUCUCGUUGAUCUUAAUGUUUCUUUCUCUAAUGCUAAACUCUUUUGGAAUUUUUGUUUUAAAUAUGCAACACAAAAGAAAGAGCAGUACCCAAAAAUUGAUUUUGAUCAACUUGAGCACAAUUGAAAUAGUAAAAAUGAUCCAGGACAUCUGUGUAUUGAUUAUUUUCCAAUACUUCGGCAUGGUUUAUGAAAGCUGUAUGAUUUACUUCGAGCUGAUAGAAAUUGGAUUGCUAUCUAUUAUUUUUCUAUCAAUGAUAUUGAUCUCCGCCGAUCGAUUUCUUUGCAUUACGUUGGGAGUAAAAUAUAAAGCAAUUGUUACGAGAAGAAAAGUGAAAUUCACUGUGGUAAUGAUUUGGAUUAUUGGCGUCAUUUCAACAAUUCCAUUUUUAUUUGCAAAGAAGAGAUCGCACUUUAAAUAUAUUUACUACGCUGCGUUUGGAACGUUGUUUGUUAUCGUGUCUGUGAUAACUUACGCUACAAUCGCCUAUUACAUGCGCUCAAGGACAAGAAAUGCGCUUGCAAUUCAGUCAGGAAAAGGAUUUAGAAAGUCGUACAUUGUCCCAUUUGGCAUUAUCACAACAUUUGUUCUGUUCAAUGUUAUUCCAGACGCAGCUGAAGUCUUGGUAGUGCAUUAUAAUCGACCACUCGAUUCUACAACGUACGAAGCUGUGUUCUGUUUUUACAUUAUCGGCUACAUCGCUGAUCCUUUAAUAUAUAUCUUUCUGAAUGCCGAAACAAGAGCUACAGCCCGAAGUUUUAUCUAUACACUUUUUAGAUUUGAGGAAAGAGAUGUAUCACCACCAACGAUAAUUUGA